AUGGGUAAUUGUAAUAUUAAUGAAAAAAAGGAAGAUCUUAUUGAGAAUAAUGUGGUUUCAGUUUAGAAUUUUCAAUUUAUUGAUGCAAUCGGAAGAGGAGGAUUUGGUAAGGUGUGGAAAGUUAGAUAAAAGAAAAAUAAGUAAUUUUAUGCUCUUAAAGUGAUGUCUAAACCAAAAAUCAUUUAAAAGAAGUCUGUGUAGUCUGUUAUGAAUGAAAAGACGUUAUUGAUAAAAAUUGAAAUUGAAUCAAGUUUUCUGAUCAACAUGCAAUAUUCUUUUUAAGAUAGAGAAUACUUAUAUUUGGUGAUGGAUUUGCUCUCUGGAGGAGAUCUGAGAUAUCACAUAGGAAGACACAGGAAAUUCAAUGAAGAACAAACAAAGUUUUUCAGUGGGUGUAUCAUUGUAGCAUUGGAUUACUUGCACCAAUAAGGAGUAUUGCAUAGAGAUCUUAAGCCAGAAAAUUUAGUAUUUGACAGUAAUGGAUAUCUUAGAUUGACUGAUUUGGGAAUAGCCAGAAUAUGGAAACCCGAGAAUUCUCAAGAUACAAGUGGAACUCCUGGGUACAUGGCUCCAGAGGUUAUGUGUAGACACAAUCACGGAGUAGCAGUAGAUUACUUUGCACUUGGAGUGAUCAUAUACGAAUGCAUGUUAGGCAGGAGACCAUAUUUAGGAAGGAGCAGAUAGGAAAUAAGAGAACAAAUGCUUGCCAAAUAAGUAGUCAUUAAGAGACAAGAAAUUCCUCCAGGAUGGAGUUUAGAGGCAGCUGAUUUUACAAAUAAACUUCUAUAAAGGAAGCCAUAGAAUCGUUUGGGUAACAAUGGACCAGAUGAAGUGAAGGAACACCCAUGGUUCAGAGAUUUUAAUUGGGAUAAGUUGAUCACAAAAUAGAUUAUUGCUCCAUUCAUCCCUAAUGGCAAUGAAGACAAUUAUCUUCCCUCUGAUAACAGACGAGAUUCUGAUGAUUCCAUUAAUGAAGAGUAAUAAAUAAUGCUGAGGAGGAAUUCUGAAUAAGUAGAUCUGUUUAAUGGAUAUGAUUUCGACAAUAACCCUGUGAGUGUUCCCAGCAGUUAGAUGGUUGUGUCGAGUACUUCUUCAUCUCGAAUGACCAAAUAGCCAACAACUACUAACACACCGAGAUCGGCUAAGUUAGCUCUAAAACUUAAAAAUUGA
Molecule: messenger RNA, 1170 nt
Organism: Paramecium tetraurelia
Lineage: Eukaryota; Ciliophora; Oligohymenophorea; Peniculida; Parameciidae
Exons: 10
Biological process (GO): peptidyl-serine phosphorylation; intracellular signal transduction
Molecular function (GO): protein serine/threonine kinase activity; ATP binding
Source: RefSeq, a predicted model, not a curated record